Molecule: messenger RNA, 993 nt
Organism: Mycosarcoma maydis (corn smut)
Lineage: Eukaryota; Fungi; Basidiomycota; Ustilaginomycetes; Ustilaginales
Exons: 1
Coding region: 1-993 (330 amino acids)
Source: RefSeq, a predicted model, not a curated record
AUGUCCGCCGACGUUCCUAAAGCGACACUCUACACCUUUGAUGGCUCGGUCUGGGCCUCGGCCCCACGUCUAGCACUGGUCGAAAAAGGCUACUCUUCCACAGACGUUGAUAUCAAGAUCGUCGACCUCAUCAAAGGCGAAAACUUUGACCCUUCGUACCUACGCAUCAACUCCAAGGGUACCGUUCCCACCCUCGUUGUGCCCUUACUCGAGACCACCUCUGCUGAAGUAGCUACCAAGUUCCGUGCGAUCAACGAUACGAAAGCCAUCCUCGAGUUCCUCGACCGAUCGCGCACUCAGAACACCGUAGGCGACGAAGCACAAGUCAAACCUGCACCGAUCCUUGCGCCUGCUACGAUCGAAGGCAAAGGUACAAGCGACGAGAUCAUCGCUUUGGUACAUGCGGCCGAGGUCGAUCCGAACUUCCUGCUUCUCGGUGCACGCAACGAAACUGAACUCGAGGCUGCCAAGGCAGGCCUUCCAGCAACCUUUGUGACGAAUCGAAACAAGGUUCUGCUCGAGCACCAAAAAUCGCUCGAAAACGACUCUGCCACCGUCGCGUUCGACGGCAGUGCCAAUCCAAAGUCUUCGGCGGUACACGAAAACCUGAAAAAGUGGUAUGCGGACAAGAUCGAGUCGCAAUCCCUCCUUACCCGUGUAUACGUCCACGCCGACGCUGACGCCGCACAGCAGCUCAUCCAGCUCACAAACGCAAGCUGGUCAGCAGUCGCCGAAACGCUCGCCAAACUCGAAGCCAAGGUGCAAACCCCUUUUGCUUUGGGCGACCAGAUCAGCCUUGCCGAUCUACACGUGAUUCCUUGGCUAGCUAGGUUGGCCGCCGUUGCAACCGGCUCGAGCGACGCAAACAGUGAUCCCAUGGAUGCAUUGAACGGCGUCGUUGGCGGAAAACUCGGCGAAAAAGUGAGAGGCUUGUGGACCGCAUUUGCUGACAGAGCUAGCUUCAAGACUGUCUACGCCGACGGUCUGCACUGA